AUGGGUUCACCAGUUUUCAACUAUGCUGCUGAUCAAGACUCAGUGCUUCAAGUGACCCAAGAUGCCUACGCCAAUUGCAGCAUCCAAGCGCCAAUCAAACAGUACUCCGAUGGCCAUACUGUUUUCCAGUUUGACAAAUCAGGGGCUUACUAUUUCAUCAGUGGAAACAAAGCCCAUUGCCUCAAAGAUGAGAAGCUGGUGGUGGUUGUUUUGGCUGAUAGAACCAAUUCAACCACUUUGCCUCCUCCACCCUCAGCUCCGUCGCCUGCGCCACCAAAUGAUCAAACUUGGCCGCCUUCUCCUUCGCCAUCAGGGUCUAAUGAAACCAACCCGUCUCCGCCGCCGCCGACGGUUGAGAUCAGCCCAUCUCCUGCGCCUUCUGGCCAAGAGGCUCCACCUCCGACGGUUGAGAUCAGCCCUGCUGCUCCUAUAUCGCCACCUCCGAGUCUUGGAUAUUCGAUCAUUCCGAGCAGCAUUGGCUCCAUUGGAGCGUUUGUUGCUGCUGCUGCUGCUGCUAUCUUAGCUUGAAGGAAGAGAUGCUAUUUUUCUACUGAAAUAGAACCGCUACAUAUGU
This is a messenger RNA of Cucurbita pepo subsp. pepo (vegetable marrow), 574 nucleotides long. The record is from RefSeq and is a predicted model, not a curated record. Lineage: Eukaryota; Viridiplantae; Streptophyta; Magnoliopsida; Cucurbitales; Cucurbitaceae.